UUUGUGGGCAAGAACGGUGCCUGCAACGUGGCCCAUAAAAACAUCCGGGAGCAGGGACGCUUCCUCCAGGACGUUUUCACCACCCUGGUGGACCUCAAGUGGCCCCACACACUGCUCAUCUUCACCAUGUCCUUCCUCUGCAGCUGGCUACUCUUCGGCAUGGUCUGGUGGCUCAUCGCCUUCGCCCAUGGAGACCUGGACCACAGCACCCGGCUGCAGCGUGACCCCGGAGAUGGGGCAGUGGGGGCCCCAGCUGGCUUUGUGCCCUGCGUGACCAGCAUCCACUCCUUCACCUCUGCCUUCCUCUUCUCCAUCGAGGUGCAGGUGACAAUUGGCUUUGGGGGACGCAUGGUGACAGAGGAGUGCCCAGCCGCCAUCCUGGUGCUGAUUGUGCAGAACAUCGUGGGGCUGGUGAUCAAUGCCAUCAUGCUGGGCUGCAUCUUCAUGAAGACCUCGCAGGCCCACCGCCGGGCCGAGACCCUCAUCUUCAGCAAGCACGCGGUCAUAGCCCUGCGAGAGGGCAAGCUCUGCUUCAUGCUGCGGGUGGGUGACCUCCGGAAGAGCAUGAUCAUCAGCGCCACCAUCCGCAUGCAGGUGGUGAAGAAGACUGCCAGCCUGGAGGGGGAGGUGGUGCCCCUCAACCAGAUUGACAUCCAGAUGGAGAACCCAGUGGGGGGCAACAGCAUCUUCCUUGUCUCCCCGCUCAUCAUCUACCACGUGAUAGACAAGAACAGCCCCCUCUACGACAUCUCCCCCCUAAACCUUCACCACCAUGAGGACCUGGAGAUCAUUGUCAUCUUGGAAGGGGUAGUGGAGACCACCGGCAUCACCACUCAAGCCAGAACCUCCUACCUGGCGGAUGAAAUCCUCUGGGGCCAAAGGUUUGUGCCCAUCGUGGCAGAGGAAGAUGGGAGAUACUCUGUGGACUACUCUAAAUUUGGCAACACGGUGAAAGUGCCCACCCCUUCAUGCACUGCUAGGCAGCUGGAGGAGGACAAGAGCAUUAUGGACAGCAUGCCAUUGUCCCCUAAAGGCACAAUAAGGAAGAGGUCUGUCAAGCUAAAGCCCAAGUUUACCAUAAGCGAUGAGCCUUCCUGAUGCCUUUAGACUGGGAAACUCUGUUAGGGCAUUGUGUCUGAAACAUCUCAUAAACUCAAAACACUGAGGUGGCCUCUUACUUUUUUUAAAUUCAGGUUGGUAGCACAAGGUAUGUUCUGGUGUUAUUUAUUGUGGGAUAAAUCUAAAACCAAUUAUAUUUUUUUAAAGGUGUGAGAGAUUUCAGGCAGCACUGGGAGUAGGAAAAUCAUGGUCUGCAGCUUUAAAUUUCAAUUCCGACUGUCCUGUUUAAUUGCACGAUCAUUUUGCAUUGUUUAAUCUGCAGGUAAUGACAUAUUUUCUCAAAAAAUAAAUGUAUAUUUAUCUUCAGAGAUUGCAGUACUGAGGGUCUUGCAGUGUCCUAAAGUCAGUAGUUUUUAACUGUUUUUUUUCUAACUUGAACAAUCAAUAUAGCAAAAUAUCAAUAAUUAAUAAAGUAGGCUGGAUUUAAAUUAUAACAAAAAGGUCAGGCAAUAUUAUGUGUGAGACAAGACCAGAUCUGGAAGUGUCUAUGUAUUAUACUCUAUGUCUCAAUGAAAUUAACUGCCAGGUUUGCUUCAUCCAUAUUGUAUUGUAUGGAGCCACUCCUACCCCAUGCAAUAUGAAAUGUAUUUGAACAUUUACUUCUGUUUAUUUUGAAACCUUUUACACUUCCGAAAUAAAACAUACAGGAAUA
Messenger RNA from Phaethon lepturus (White-tailed tropicbird), 1771 nucleotides. RefSeq names its product potassium inwardly-rectifying channel, subfamily J, member 11 (gene KCNJ11). The record is from RefSeq and is a predicted model, not a curated record. The annotation marks the transcript as partial. Gene Ontology annotation, biological process: potassium ion import across plasma membrane; regulation of monoatomic ion transmembrane transport. Lineage: Eukaryota; Metazoa; Chordata; Aves; Phaethontiformes; Phaethontidae. Gene Ontology annotation, molecular function: ATP-activated inward rectifier potassium channel activity. Gene Ontology annotation, cellular component: plasma membrane. The transcript has a single exon.